Molecule: messenger RNA, 1212 nt
Organism: Emericellopsis cladophorae
Lineage: Eukaryota; Fungi; Ascomycota; Sordariomycetes; Hypocreales; Bionectriaceae
Product: putative proline-specific permease put4
Exons: 4
Coding region: 1-1212 (403 amino acids)
Biological process (GO): amino acid transmembrane transport
Cellular component (GO): membrane
Molecular function (GO): amino acid transmembrane transporter activity
Source: RefSeq, a predicted model, not a curated record
AUGGUAGCCGAGAAGAACGAUAUUGAAGUCCAGGGCAACAGGAUCGGUGCAGCCCCGAGCCAACUGCUACCAAUGAUGCCCCUGAGGGCGGCGAUUCCAAGUUGGAGGAGCAUGAGCUUCGUCACACCGGAAAUCUGCAGCGUGGGCUUAAGUAUCGCCACGUGCAGUUCGUCGCCCUCUCCGGCGCCAUCGGCACAAGACUCUUUGUCAGCUGGCCAGGUCCUCUCGCUCGCUGGGCCAGUGUCCAUGUUCCUCGCCUACCUCAUCACCGGCUUCAACCUCUACUGCGUGAUCAACUCGCUGGGGGAGAUGGCCGCGUUGUUGCCCAUCCCCGGGUGCGUCCCCAUCUUCGCGACGCGCUAUGUCGAUGAGUCGCUGCUUGACUCUUGGCUGGAACUGCUGAUCCAUGGCGAGGCCGAGUUUUUCUUUGGGGCGAUCAAGCUCACUAUUAUUGUCGGGUUGAUCCUGCUCAUGCUCAUCAUCACCUGCGGUGGAGAUCCCAGUGGGCACGCCAUCGGGUUCGCCCACUGGAUGGACCCCGGGACGAUGAACGCUGAGAUGGUGGUCGCCGCCGGUGAGACGGAGAACUCCCGACGCAACAUUCCCAAGGCAGUGCGUCGAGUCUUCUGGCGUAUCCUCAUCUUCGAUGUGAUUGCACUCUUCCAUGUCGGUCUCUGUGUCUCGUCAGAUGACAAAGGUCUGCUCAAUGCCAUCAGCAGCGACGCGCCUGGCGCCAACCAGAAUCCGUUUGUCAUUGCCAUUGAGACGGCGGGUAUCAAGACCAUGCCGGGUAUUCUCAACGGCAUCAUCCUCUCGUCCACGUGGUCCGCCGGCAACUCCUUCUCCUACGCGUCCAGAGUGUCCUCUACUCGGCCGCCAUCGACGGCAAGGCACGCUAUCCUCCGCGUGUGCUACACGUACCUCUGCUUCUACAAGGGGCUCAGGUACCACGCCAUCGACCGGAACACGCUGCCCUACAAAGCGCUCUUCCAGCCGUAUCUGGCCUGCUUUGCCAUCUGCUUUUGUCUGACGAUUGCGUUGUUUCCAGGACGGUUCUCGGCCAAGAGCUUCAUCCCGCCGCACAUCAACAUCCCCAUUGUGCUGACGUUCUUCUUCUCGUACAAGCUUAUCAAGAAGACCAAGUUGGUCAAGGUGCAGAACAUGGAUGUCUGGAGUGGCAAGGCGGAAAUUGACCGGAUGGAGCCAGUGUAG